AUGCUUCAAGGAAUUCGUCAUCAAACAAACUAUCACGUGUCGAACUAUCCAAAACAUGGAGCGUCGAAACUCGUGCCGAUUGCGCCUGCGCCUGAAAGAUAUAAUCACGAAGAAACUGAAAAGAGGAAAUACAACUACAAAAGUAAUCCAUACACUGGUGCUCAAGCUGCUUCGAUUGCAAGAAGAAACGCUAGGGAAAGGAACAGAGUCAAACAAGUGAACGAUGGAUUUAACGCGCUGAGAAAAAGGUUGCCUGCAACCGUCAUAGCCGCACUUUCCGGUGGAGCCAGACGCGGAUCUGGCAAGAAAUUGAGUAAAGUUGACACUCUUCGGAUGGUCGUCGAAUAUAUAAGGUACCUGGAGAAUCUAAUCGACGAAAGUGAUUUUGCGAUGGGGAUAAAGAAGAAUACACAAAUCACCGCUGCAGAUUCAGUUGUCUACGAGGACGAAGGAAUUUUCGAUGGAACAUCUCCAUAUUCGGAUUCGGUGCCUUCGCCUGUCGGUUCCGAGUGUUCUUCGGGAGUGUCAGUUUACUCAUCAAACAACAGUUUUAUUUCAAUUGGAUAUAAAACUAAUGAGCAAAUGACGCCGAUGGACGAAGAUGAUUUACUUGAUACGAUUUCAUGGUGGCAACAAAAGUAG
This is a messenger RNA of Diatraea saccharalis (sugarcane borer), 642 nucleotides long. The record is from the annotation of a GenBank genome assembly. Lineage: Eukaryota; Metazoa; Arthropoda; Insecta; Lepidoptera; Crambidae.